GCGACGAAGAAGAAGAACGUCACGGCCACGGCCAUUAUCUCAUUGGUAGAAGAAGAAGAAGAAGAACGUCUGCAGUUCCUCAAGCCGCUGGCCUGAGCUAGUGCUGUCGCAUACCACGGAGAACGCACUAAAAUGAAAGGUUCCGGACACAGACAUGGUUCGGUGGCAUCCUUGUACUUUUCUUUCCCAGAAUCCUCGACACUCUCCCUCUAUGACUGCGAGAGUGAGAUGUCAGAAAAUGCUACACUUACACCCACCGUUCAGUCCGAAAUAACAGAACCACGGAGGUUCUCGUCCAGUUGGUACCUUGCCUUGGGCGCCACAUCCAUCCUGGGAGCUGGCAUCCUUCUGGGCUAUUUCGUCUUCGGAGGUCCCACCUCGCCCGUUGCAGGUUUGGAGCUGGUUGAGAACGGAAAUAGUGACAACAGCUUAGGCAUUCCUGCAGCAUUUUCUGUCGACGUAUCGAAUAAAAAUGGUUCCGACGUCACUCCACUAAUGCGACGUCCAGCCAACAAGCGCUUCAGGGAGCCAAUUGAUAAAUACGGUAGACGUCGUGACAGUAAAAAGAACAGGAACAGAGCAACGGCGGUGUCUCUGCACGCUGUAACAACUGCGAAGGACAACACCGAUAUUACUACUGAAGAAAGAUCGGAGACAGCAUCGGAGACAAGUGAGCUCGGGCGAGAUGCUAUUCCAACGGAAGCUCAACGAGACAUGGAGCACCCGAAAAUCAAGAAGGCCGUCAAAACAUCGACGUCAAGAAUUAUCCCUGUCAUCACAGCGCUAUCAACUAGGACAACUCUGACUGCAGCACAAUUAAUCAGGACCUCAAUAAGAAUAGCCCAGUCAACCAGGAAAACGCGUAGGGUGUCCAAAAUCAGCAGGAAAGCGCACAAGGCAACAAAAAUGGCCAGGACAAGGUUCACGCUAACACCACGCUCUUCAACAUCGCGUAGCAGAACAAAGGCUUCGACAGCACCCAGUAUACGCACUAGUGGAGCGUCGCCGAAGAGUGUCCGCAUCCCUGGAGCGAGGCAGUUCACAUCACGCUUGACUGUGACAAAAAAGAAGGAAACGUCAGCAACAAAGCCUCCAGCACCAACGAAGACACACAGAUCUAUUCUGAGCAUGACAACAACAAAGAGCAACAAAAGCACAGCAAGGACUACAGCGACGCAAGCCUUCUAUACAACUUCAACUUCGAUGACAUCAUCCAACGUAGGCCGUGUACCUUUGGUGUCCUAUAAGCCACCACGACCACCACCACCGACGAAGAAAAGACGGAACCGCAAGAGACCAAGACCAGCAGCAAAAAAAGACGGUACAACACGAUCAACGUUGACAACGCCCUCGGCGAGGACGUCGAGUUCACGUACGACCGUGCUGACAACCAGCAGCACGCCAACGCCUGCGAAGAAAUACGCCAUUGGUAUAGUGAAACGACGCAGAAAGCUCAAGCAUUUGCCGAAGAUGCUUCAUGUUCAAGCUGAUAUGAUCGGAGAUCAAUCUGACAUCACGAAUACAGACGAAACACAAUAAAUGUUCAUACUGUUAGUCAACAAGUAUACCAUGUACACAGCGUCAUGUUUAAAUAUAUUUAGCAUCAACCACAAGA
Messenger RNA from Ornithodoros turicata, 1615 nucleotides. Its product is annotated as probable serine/threonine-protein kinase DDB_G0277071. The transcript has 16 exons. The record is from RefSeq and is a predicted model, not a curated record. Bases 133 to 1539 code for a protein of 468 amino acids. Lineage: Eukaryota; Metazoa; Arthropoda; Arachnida; Ixodida; Argasidae.